This is a messenger RNA of Uloborus diversus, 1011 nucleotides long. RefSeq lists its product as uncharacterized. The coding region runs from base 90 to 383 and encodes 97 amino acids. The transcript is spliced from 3 exons. The record is from RefSeq and is a predicted model, not a curated record. Lineage: Eukaryota; Metazoa; Arthropoda; Arachnida; Araneae; Uloboridae.
UCUGGGAGUUAUCUUUACACUUUCUUCGAACCGCAAAAUUUCAUAUUUUUUUUUGUAGAAAUUGGUGCGUUAACGAAAAGAAGACAGCUAUGAAAAAGUUAAGGAAUACCAUUUUAGUGGCGGCAUUGAUAGGCAUUGCCAUUAUCGCACGUUCUGCUGCUCAACAGAGAGGAAGUUUCAACUUCGCAAAAAGGACUUCUGGAGAACGAGAAGGUGAUCUAUCUCCGGCAGCUAUAGCUGGAGUGGCCAUCGGAGUCGUGGCAGGUAUUGCCGGUCUCAUGGUCACUGUCUUCUUUUGUUACCAUGUUUACAGAAAGCAAAAGGAACAAGAAGACAGCUUCAACAAAUCCUUUGGCCCCGAGAGAAAAUUUUUACAAGCCUAAGAUAGAAAAAAUGUUUUUUUCCCCCCUCUUUUGAAGGAACGUCUCAGGGUGUGCUGAAGUAAAGGACAACAAUUUUUUAAAAUCAUUUUAGCAAAUGUAUAACCUAACUUUUAUUAUUACUUACCUAUUAAAACUUCCAGAACUCGAGUCGUAAUAUGUAACCAGAGUACUUGCGGCUAAGAUUUUUUCUCAUACCACCUAGUUCACACAGAAAAGUACAAAAAAUGUGUUUUAGUUCAAACUAUUUUAUUUGCUAUUUAUUUUAAUGAAUCAAAUGAAAUAUUAGAUGAAACAGCAUAAGAAAAGGUUCUUUUCUUUUUGGUGGGAGUAUUUCGCUCGAGUUUCUGGAAGUUAACACAAUUCAGAUAUCUCGGUAAAAAAAAUUGGAUUUGUUUCAAAGAUGAGUGAAAUUUCAUUACAUUUAGUUCUUUAGUUUAGAAAACAUAUUGCAAUUUACAGCAAACUGCCAGCAUGCGAAAAAGCAAUUUCAUGUAGAAACAUGAAUUUUCUAUUCUUUAAACAUGACAUAACUUUUACAUUUUUAUAUAUCUUAUCAUUAUGUAUGUAAACAUAAAUGUUCACUGUUUUUAAUUUUGUAUUUGUAUGUUUGUAAUGCAUUUUUUGUAAA